This is a messenger RNA of Gastrolobium bilobum, 2160 nucleotides long. RefSeq lists its product as uncharacterized. The transcript is spliced from 6 exons. Lineage: Eukaryota; Viridiplantae; Streptophyta; Magnoliopsida; Fabales; Fabaceae. Bases 230 to 1957 code for a protein of 575 amino acids. The record is from RefSeq and is a predicted model, not a curated record.
GCUCAUUUUCCAUUUUCGAACUCUCUCUCUAUCUCCGGCGAUGAUUCCGAUUAAUCUGAUCAAGUCCAAGCUUCGAUUUUACGGUGGCAUAGAGUAAAAGGCAUAGUGGGUUGAGUGUAUCUGGAUACAGACCAAAAACAUUUGCAUCAUUCUGUGGUUGGCUUCCUUCAAUAGUUGCUGCCGUUAAUCAUUCACUCCAGAUUGCUUAUCUUCAAACAUAUACUGGAAAAUGUCUUUUCAGAAUAAAAACUUUUGGAUGCCACGGGAUGCUGGCUGCUUAGCUGAAGAAAAUAUGGGAUAUGAGAAUUCUUCCAGAAUUGAACCAAAGCGUGGUCAUGGUGAACCAGAACUAUUCAGCAACAACAAGAAGCAAGCUGUUGAAAGUGUUAGCGGCAGCCCAAUUUCAGGAGUUUCACAUAUAAGUGUUUCUCCAUGGGACACCAAUUCGGGAUUCCACUCAGUCACAGGUCAAUUUUCUGACCGUCUCUUUGGAUCUGAACUAAGGGCUGUCAAUUUGGUUGAUAAAAACAUGCCAUCAAUUGCAAGUGGAAAUCUGAACAUGGGAAGAAGGGAUUUUGAGAAUCAAUAUGGUAAUGAUCCAUCCGUGGGUUUAUCAAUAUCUCAUACCUUGGAGGACCCUUCAUCAUGUCUCAGUUUUGGUGGUAUCAGAAAAGUCAAAGUUAAUCAAGUCAGAGAUUCUGAGAAUUGCAUGUCUUCAUCCAUGGGGCACUCUUAUGGUAGGGCUGAUAAUAACACAUUUUCAAUAGGUGUUGGCUACAGUAAGAAUGAUGGCAACAUAUCAUUGGGCCCAACUUCUAACAAUGGAAAUGAUAAUACCAUAUCUACUAGGACGACAUUAAGUAAGACUGAUGACAAUCUUGUUUCAAUGGGUCACACCUUCAACAAGGGGGAUGGGAGCUUUAUGUUGAUGGGCCACAAUUAUGGCAAGGGAGAUGAAAAUAUCUUAUCAAUGAGUCAGGCCUUUGACAGGGGAGAUGGAAAUUUCAUAUCAAUGGGUCAGUCAUAUGAAAAGGAUGAUAGCAAUAUGAUAUCUCUGGGUACCUCAUACUACAAGGGGCAUGAGAACUUUCUAUCAAUGGAUCCAACCUAUAGUAAAUCAGGAGAAAAUUUCAUAACUAUUGAUGCUUCCUAUGACAAGGGCAUUGAUCAUAUAAUACCAAUAGGUCCAACAUAUGAUAAGGUGGAUUCAAACAUUGCAUCAACAGUUCCUUCAUAUGACAAAAGAGAUUCUAGCUCUUUAGCCGUGGACUACAACCACAAUAAGGGUGAGGGAAGCACCAUAUCUUUUGGAGGUUUUCAUGAUGACCGGGAAUCGAAUCCCUCUGGAGGGAUAAUUAGUGGCUACGAUCUAUUGAUGGGCAACCAUACCUCAGCUGAAGGUUUGGAUGGGGAGAAGGCUCUGACUCAGUCAAACUGUGAACUACCUGUAAAUAGCAGUCCAAAAUCUAAUCUCAAAACUGAUACUAUCCUUAAGAAUAAAGAGCCAAAGAUAACCAAGAAGGCUCCUGUUAACAACUUCCCUUCAAAUGUUAAAAGUUUGUUGUCAACUGGUAUUUUUGAUGGUGUUCCUGUGAGAUAUGUUUCUUGGUCACGAGAGAGAGUUCAUAAAGGAUUCAUAAAGGGAACUGGGUAUUUGUGUUCGUGUGAUGACUGCAAGCAGUCCAAGGCUCUCAAUGCAUAUGAGUUUGAGCGUCAUGCUGGUGCCAAGACCAAACACCCUAACAAUCACAUAUACUUUGACAAUGGAAAAACCAUCUAUGCUGUCGUUCAAGAGCUGAAAAACACUCCUCAGGAGAUGCUUUUUGAUGCAAUUCAAAAGGUGACUGGCUCUAUCAUCAAUCAAAAGAAUUUUCGUAUCUGGAAAGCAUCAUACCAAGCUGCUUCUCGGGAGCUUCAGCGUAUCUAUGGGAAGGAUGAAGUGAUCAUACCAUCUUGAGCUCAAUUUUCUGCUACUUGGAAGUUCGGAAUUAUGGUAGAUAUGUAAUAUGUUCAUGCAUAGCAGGUUAAUAGUUAUUUGACUAAUUGAAAUUGAAAAGUUUGAGCUAAUGCAUUCGUGUAGGAAUUUUGAUUGUUUUUUUAUGGAAAUGAUGUAAAUUCUAUGGUUUUGUUUGAUGAUUCUUUCGCUCUCAAUUUGCAGAU